Callorhinchus milii (elephant shark) is the source of this 1578-nucleotide messenger RNA. It is a transcript of the gene ska1, whose product is annotated as spindle and kinetochore associated complex subunit 1. Gene Ontology annotation, cellular component: outer kinetochore; spindle microtubule; mitotic spindle. Gene Ontology annotation, molecular function: microtubule binding. Lineage: Eukaryota; Metazoa; Chordata; Chondrichthyes; Chimaeriformes; Callorhinchidae. Gene Ontology annotation, biological process: cell division; regulation of microtubule polymerization or depolymerization; chromosome segregation. The transcript is spliced from 7 exons. The record is from RefSeq and is a predicted model, not a curated record. The coding region runs from base 106 to 867 and encodes 253 amino acids.
UUGAAGCGAGGACGACCGUUAACGGCUGCGAGAGUCGAGCGGGACCUGAGACCGGGGCCUCGCGUCAGAAAGAUUUGGUUGAAGAGCUGUCCUGAUUUGCUAAGGAUGACCUCGACGGAUUUGCAGGAUUUAUCAGUUCACAUGAACAACAAGAUAUCUUUGAUUAAAAGGUCCCUACAACUGAAGAAAAUGGGUUAUGAUCCUUCUCAGACAAAAGUGCUGCAGAAGAUUGAGCAAGAAUUAUCUGACAUCUGGUAUCUGUUAGAUACAUUUCAGGCAGAGAUACUGCGACAGAAAACUGACCUGAAAGUUAUCAAGGAUCUCAGAAAUUCAGUUGAUGAAACUCAUAAAACAGCACAGCACCUCGUAGAAAAUGUCCCAUCUCAUCUACCAAAGAAAGCUGCUCCAACCAGCUCAGCAACCCAGAAAACUGAAGCAGUGCAACCGGAUCCUGAUAAACCAGAACACACAAAGAAUUCCACCAAACCCAAGCAAUUUGUUCGAGGGAUGGAGUUCCUUGUGAUCGAGGAAUUCAACCAGAUUCCCACGUACAUGAAGGGCCGAAUGACGUACGAUCAGAUCAAUGCUGUGAUCAAGGAGUUGAACGAUAUUGUGAAAGCAAAAUACAAGAUUCUGAACCAGCCACUGAAAUCCAUGAAUAACACCACUCGCAACCAAUACCAUUCCUUUAAAGAACAGGAGGUCAAGGAAACAAAAGGUCAAUAUUUCUUUGUAGAAGCCGACAUCAAGGAAUUUUCCAACCUCAGGGUUGAUAAGAAGCUGCACGGAGUCUUUAACGUCCUGCGGCACUGCCAGCGAAUGCGGGAGGUCCGUGGAGGGAAGCUGGUCCGCUACAUGCUGCUUUAGGAAAUCCUUUCCAUGUUGGACUUAGAUUGGAAACCGAAGGAAGUGUAUCCUGUAAUUAAGGCCGGAAAUGGAUCAACCCAAGGAAGAUUUGUUAGAGAAAUUACUGUUUGCUCUGAUUUCAUUGCUUAAAAGAAGUACACUACGGCCAUACUUACCAAAGGACUUUGCUAUCCUGUGGGGAUAUUUACUCAAACUCUCAACGUGAUCUGAAAAGGAUAGCUCCAUAAUUUGGCAAAUUAAUAAACUUUCUAAUUAUUCCAAUGAUUCCAGUACUUUGCCCGCAACCAAGGCUCAAUGUGUGCUUUUGGAAGGCGAGAGUGCUACUAACUCGGCCGUGUUAAUUUGGGGAUUUGGUUGGAACGGAAAUCUAUUGCGAGUUUUGAGAAUUUACUUUCUGAGGGUUUUUUGGGGGGGAUCUGUGGGAUUUCCUUUGCAAGGUGCGAGUCCAGCAGUUCCUUUCAGAUAAGACGAUUAGGAAACCGUGUCAGAAUAGGCCAUUCAGCCCAUUAAAAAGGCAACUAUCUUGUGAUCUGUAUUUCACCUUCCUUCAUCAGUGGGAGUGCAAGUUACUUUGUGUUCCUUAUGCUGCGUAAUAGUGAUCACAAAGAUUUGUGGACUCUGCAGAGAGUUUUUCUUUUGAAAGUUGUUCUAAUUUUAUUGCUUUAUUUUUGUAGAUUAAACAAUAAAAUAAACUGCUUCUGUUUAUAACAA